Messenger RNA from Quercus lobata, 381 nucleotides. Its product is annotated as chitinase-like protein 2. The transcript has a single exon. The record is from RefSeq and is a predicted model, not a curated record. NCBI's taxonomy places the organism in Eukaryota, Viridiplantae, Streptophyta, Magnoliopsida, Fagales, Fagaceae. The coding region runs from base 1 to 381 and encodes 126 amino acids.
AUGGCUUACAAUUGGUCUGUACUACUCUUGACAACGGCUUUGAUAUUAUUAGUACUGCUUGUGAAUUGUGAGGAGUCUUUUGUGAAGCCAUCAUACGAAACAGAUGCGUGUCCCUUCUGUAGAAGGCGUGUCAGCACAUGCUGUGGCGGGGCUAUUUCUAACUACUUCCGGAGCUCACAGUUUGAGAGCAUUUUCUCAAACCGUAACUCACUUGAGGUUGAUGCCCAUGAAGUGGGCUUCUGGGACUACCAGUCCUUUAUCACUGCCUCUGCUGAUUACCAGCCUUAUGGCUUUGGUACCACCUACCGGAAACUCUUGGGAAUGAAGGAACUUGCAGCUUUUCUGGCCCAUGUUGCCACCAAAACGUCCUGUGAGUUAUAA